CUGUCACCUGGUAUCUAUCAGCAAUCCCAGCCCUGGUCCAUCUCACUCGCCCGCUGUGUGCUUGAGAACCUAGCUGUCUAAGCGAACUCAGCCGCAAGCAUCCACGUCAGCCCUUGAGCCUUAAGACCUUGGAGACUCAGGACUUUUGAGGGUGAAAUGACGACGCCCAGAAAUUCCAUGAGUGGAGCUUUCCCGGCAGGCCCUAUUGCCAUGCAGCCUGUUCAGAAACUAAUUCCCAGGAGGGUGCCUUCAGUGGUGGGCGCCACACAGAGCUUCUUCAUGAGGGAAUCUAAGGCUCUGGGGGCUGUCCAGGUUAUGAAUGGGCUCUUCCACAUUGCCCUGGGCGGCCUCCUGUUGCUUCACGCGGAGGUCUACGCACCCAUCUGUGUAACUUUGUGGUACCCUCUCUGGGGAGGCAUUAUGUAUAUCAUUUCUGGAUCACUCCUGGCAGCAGCGGAGAAAAACUCCAUGAAGAGUUUGGUCAGAGGGAGAAUAAUAAUGAACUCAUUGAGCCUCUUUGCUGCUAUUUCUGGAAUAAUUUUUUUGAUCAUGGACAUAUUUAAUCUGACAAUUUCCCACUUUUUUAAAAUGGAGAGUCUGAACCUCACUAAGGCUCCCACACCAUAUAUUAACAUAUACAACUGUGAACCAGCUAACCCCACUGACAAGAACUCUCUAGCUAUGCAAUAUUGUGACAGCAUACGGUUUUUGUUCUUGGGCAUUUUUGCAGUGAUGUUGCUCUUUGCCUUCCUCCAGAAACUUGUGACAGCUGGCACUGUUGAGAACGAAUGGAAAAAAAUAUGCUCCAGACCCAAAGCUAACGUAGUUCUCCUGUCAGCAGAAGAAAAAAAGGAACAGGCAAUUGAAAUAAAAGAAGAAGUGGUUGAGCAGAUUGAAAUAUCUUCCCAACCAAAGAAUGAAGAGGACAUUGAAAUUAUUCCAGUCCAAGAAGAAGAAGAAGAAGAAGAAGAAGAAGAAGAAGGAGAAGGAGAAACGGAAAUAACAUUUCCAGAACCUCCCCAAGAUCAGGAAGCCUCACCGUUAGAAAAUGAUAGUGUCCCUUAAACUAGUUUUUUUCUGUUUUGUUUUCUUUUUUUUUAGACAUUAACGUUCACAGCUUCCAAGAGACUUAUUUACCCCCAUUUCUGAAGGCACUCUGCAUGCAGCCUCCAUGUCGCUCUGGUCUUUGCAUGGAGGGACCACAGCUCCCUUCGCCCCGUCCUCGUUCAGAGGAUGAACAUAGGCCAUUGUAGUAGACUGUAUCAUCAUGUUUCUUGUUUAGGACAGCUUUCUUACGUUAAAAAACAAUAGGCUGAAUAAGGGCUUCAGAAUGUGGUUUCUCACUGGUCUGUUCCUUGGAUAAGGUGCAGUAGUAGUCACAGCAGCAGUAGUUCGUUUGUUUUUCCAUUUUUUCCCUCCGCAAUAGGGAGACUCUGCACCAGAUGAAAAAUGUAAGUGACUGCUCCAUGCCGUCCUUAAGCUAUCUUUAAUUCCUUCCACAUCUACAUUUUUCGUGGAGUCUCUUUUGCACCACUGUUUUCAGGAAAGCAAAAAAUAAUAAUGAGGUACAAUAAAGAUCCCAUUCCAUCUAUCUUUAUAUGGGGCUGACACUGUGGCUUCCACACCCCACUGGGGCAGCUCUAAGUGGCCAGUCCUCACCCCUGUCUUUGUACAAACAGCACCGCUUACACAUCUCCGUCUGUCUUAACUUCCCCUAACUCCUCUUCUAGGCUCUUGGUUGCACUGUCUACCUACUUUUAGCCUUUAGGCAAAGGAAGAAAGAAUGAUAGAAAAAGUGCCAUGAGGAGUACCCAAAUUACAAAGGAUAAUCAAUACUUGUAUUUGUAGAAUAUUUUCCAGUUCACAAAGUAUUUUAUCAAAUAAUUGCAACUGAGCUUCCAUGAUCAAGGAAAAAAAAUCCCUAUCCCUAUUUUACAAAUGUUCAAAGAGAAAAUAAGUAAAUAAAUAAGUAAAGGUUAUUUGUCAGUAGUCACAGCAAGUAAUUCUGAGAGCCUGUUUCAUACCUAGAUCUUCUUAUUCAAAUGCUAUAAUGCUUGAAAUAACCAAAUUGCCUAUCGAAUGCCUACAUAAACUACUAGAGCCAAGUCAACAGGUUUUAUCAGCACCUGCUCUCUGACCAGCAUGAAACAGGUGUUGAGAAACACACAAAAGAGUCAGAAGUCAGGUUUUACCCCUUGGGGACAAAAAGACUUAGACAUUCACAACCUUUGAAAAAUCAUUAAUAUACAAUUAGCUGUCAGAUUAUAGAAUGCAGACACUAAGUGCUAUAGACAUUCUGAGAAAGAAGAUCAUGCUUGAAAAUAACAUAAUUACUUAUGAUGCCAAAUCUCAGGGAAUAUUUACCCUAUUUCUAGAUUCUUUUUCAUAUUCAGAGACGUUACUACCCUACAUAGAAAGAAUGUUAAACUAGGAAGACGUCACUAUAAGCUAUCAGCUACAUUUGAGCAUUUGCUACAUGCCGAGUGCUGCCAGGCUCUGGUAGGUACAUAGACAAUGUAAUUUCCACUCUCAGUGCUAUUUCCACUUUGACCACCAAUGGAAGAUAUUUCCUGUGAUUAGGAAAAAAAAAAAGGAAGUGGGACAUUUCUGUCUAUGUCCUCGAAAAUGGCUUUAAAUGAAUAAAACUAUAUGUGUGUUCUCGUCUGCA
Molecule: messenger RNA, 2668 nt
Organism: Orcinus orca (killer whale)
Lineage: Eukaryota; Metazoa; Chordata; Mammalia; Artiodactyla; Delphinidae
Product: B-lymphocyte antigen CD20
Exons: 7
Coding region: 157-1065 (302 amino acids)
Biological process (GO): cell surface receptor signaling pathway
Cellular component (GO): plasma membrane; external side of plasma membrane
Source: RefSeq, a predicted model, not a curated record